CACUGCACUGGACUCAUGCUUUUAUACCGUCGGUCCUACAGCAACGCGUGGAUUAUUCUCUGGAUUUAUAAACACAUUUCUACUUUUUAUUAAGGUUGACGCAAGGAGAAUCAACUUACUGGGUCUUAUUUUGUCACGCAUCAAGGAGUGUAUUGUGAAAAAAGGCCAAGAAAACUUGAAGGAAUUUCUUUCAAGUAAAGACCUAGUUUGCCUUCUUAAUGCAACUUGUUUGGAGGGGAACCGAGAACAUCUCUCCGGAAUACUCCAAGAAAGUUAGUAAAGGGCACAUCGAUUUGUAUCCGGGAACAGCAGGUGCCUCGGUGUCUCUCGGCUUUGCCGGGGAGAUGUUCCAAGGGUUCCCCGGCGACCUCGAUUCUGGCUCCCGUGGUAGCUCGUCUCCGUCCAUUGAGUCACAAUAUCUGUCCUCUGUGGACUCCUUUGGGAGCCCGCCAACCACCAGCGCUCCACAAGAGUGUGCAUCUACUUCAGGUGGGGCGGUAGGGGUGGGGGCUGGGGCUUGUAGUAGUGGGGAAGGAGGGGAGAUGCCGGGCUCCUUUGUGCCCACAGUGACGGCCAUCACGACCAGUCAUGACCUGCAGUGGAUGGUGCAGCCCAGCCUGAGCUCCGCGGGCCAGGGCGCGGCUGGGACGUCCACCAUGGCGCAGCCAGCCCCCCUGGACACCUACGAGCUGCCGGGCACAAGCUAUUCCUCGGGUGCUGGCUUCACUCCGCCCAGCACUGGCACCGAUGCCCCUGGACCUGUUCGCCAGUCUCGAACCCGCAGCCGGCGCGCACGUGAUGAGUCUCUGACCCCGGAGGAGGAAGAGAAGAGACGCGUCCGGCGGGAACGAAACAAGCUGGCUGCCGCCAAGUGCCGAAACAGACGGCGCGAGCUGACGGACAGGCUGCAGUCGGAGACGGAUAUCCUGGAGGAGGAAAAGGCCGAGCUGGAGGCGGAGAUCUCAGAGCUACAGAAGGAGAAGGAGCGGCUGGAGUUUGUCCUGGUCGCCCACCAGCCGGGCUGCAAGAUUCCGUACCACGAGGAGCAGGCGUCUGCGCAGCUGCAGCCGGGCGUGUCCGUGGUGGGCCUGACUGUGAAAGAGGACACUUUCUACCUGCCUCCCGCCUACACGCCCCACCCCUCCACUCAGCCGCCGCCCCCCCCGCCACCACCACCGCCAGCGCCCCCCCAGCCGGGGAUGAUGCAGGAGGUAGCCUUUUCUAGUUCUUUCUAUGCGCAGAGCGAGCCGGUACUGGGCGGCUCCUGCCUGGCGGCCGGCGCUUGCAGUCAUGACAUCGGCAGCUGCACCCCCUCAUACACCUCUUCAUUUGUGUUCACCUACCCAGAGGGAGCCUGUGGGGUCAACGCGCACCAGCGGAACAGCAGCAGUGAUCAGUCCUCUGACUCCCUAAACUCCCCCUCUCUGCUCGCACUCUGAGAGCCACACACCCGCGCGCAGGCACACACGCGCAGACACGCACACACAGACACACGCGCGCAGGCACACACACGCAGGCACACACACACAGUUAUACAC
Molecule: messenger RNA, 1538 nt
Organism: Anguilla anguilla (European eel)
Lineage: Eukaryota; Metazoa; Chordata; Actinopteri; Anguilliformes; Anguillidae
Gene: fosb
Product: FBJ murine osteosarcoma viral oncogene homolog B
Exons: 5
Coding region: 219-1439 (406 amino acids)
Biological process (GO): regulation of transcription by RNA polymerase II
Cellular component (GO): nucleus
Molecular function (GO): DNA-binding transcription factor activity, RNA polymerase II-specific; RNA polymerase II cis-regulatory region sequence-specific DNA binding
Source: RefSeq, a predicted model, not a curated record